AAGCACUCGGCCAAACCACCACAUCCGUUGACAUCCCAUCCUCAGAGCGACGUCAACACCCCCAACAGCUGGCCCUCUCCUCUCUACCUACCCAAUUGACCCGCCCUUCUCCCUUCACCUCCUGGCCCCUCUCCCGCCCCUUCUCCUCCCCGAUUCCGUCGAGACGACACGAUGCUGCGACAAUCUCUGGCUCGUUCGGCUUGGCGGAGCAGCAGACAUGCCGCAAAAUCCUCCAGAGCCUUUUCCGCCACAACCCGCCGGCUGGAGGAGGUGGAACUCACUAUCGACGGGAAGAAGGUAUCUAUCGAAGCCGGAUCUGCAUUAAUUCAGGCUUGCGAAAAGGCCGGGUCCACCGUCCCGAGAUAUUGCUAUCAUGAGAAGCUGAUGAUCGCCGGAAACUGCCGUAUGUGCUUAGUCGAAGUGGAGCGCUCGCCGAAACCCGUUGCUUCGUGCGCUGUGCCCGUACAACCUGGCAUGGUGGUCAAGACGAACUCGCCGCUCGCGCACAAAGCCCGCGAGGGCGUGAUGGAAUUUUUACUGGCGAAUCAUCCUCUAGAUUGCCCUAUAUGCGACCAAGGCGGCGAAUGCGACCUGCAAGACCAGUCUAUGCGAUAUGGCGCAGAUAGGGGCCGAUUUCAUGAGAUCGGCGGGAAGCGUGCGGUCGAGGACAAGAACAUCGGUCCCUUGAUCAAGACCUCGAUGAACCGGUGUAUCCAUUGCACGAGAUGUAUCCGAUUUGCGAACGACAUAGCCGGUGCCCCCGAGAUGGGUUCUUUUGGGCGUGGGAACGACAUCCAGAUCGGCACUUAUCUGGAGCAGAAUUUGGACUCGGAGAUGUCUGGCAACGUCAUCGACCUUUGCCCCGUCGGAGCCCUUACGUCGAAACCCUAUGCGUUCCGAGCUCGUCCGUGGGAGCUGAAGAAGACCGAGUCGAUUGAUGUGCUCGACGGCCUCGGGUCUGCCAUCCGUGUGGACUCGCGGGGCCUCGAGGUCAUGAGGAUUCUGCCCCGCCUCAACGAUGACGUGAACGAGGAGUGGAUCAACGACAAAACGCGAUUUGCCUGCGACGGCCUGAAGACACAGCGUUUGACUAUGCCAUUAGUACGACGACACGGCAGAUUCGAACCGGCCCCUUGGGAGCAAGCGCUGACCGAGAUUGCCGCGGCCUACCAGCAACUGGCCCCCGUGGGCGACGAGUUUAAGGUGAUCGCUGGCGAGCUCAUCGAAGUGGAGUCGCUAGUUGCCAUGAAGGAGCUGGCCAACAAGCUUGGGUCCGAAAACCUGGCUCUGGACACGCCCUCGGGGAACCGACCCGUAGCCCACGGUAUCGAUGUUCGGUCCAAUUAUCUCUUUAACUCGAGGAUCCUGGGCGUCGAAGAUGUCGACUGCUUGCUCCUCAUCGGCACCAACCCGAGACACGAGGCCGCCGGCCUGAACGCCCGCAUCCGAAAGCAGUGGCUCAGGUCCGACUUGGAAAUUGGUGUUGUGGGCGAAUCGUGGAACUCGACGUUUGAGUUUGACCAUCUCGGCACCGAUCUGGAGGCCCUGAGGAAUGCUCUGGCUGGUCCCUUCGGCAAGAAACUCCAGGCGGCGAAGAAGCCGAUGAUCGUUGUUGGCUCCGGUGUGACGGACCACCCCGACGCCAAGGCCUUCUACGAGCUCGUCGGCGGGUUUGUCGAGAAGAAUGCUGCGAACUUCUUAACUAAUGAGCAUAACGGGUUCAACAUUCUACAGAGAGCGGCCUCGAGAGCGGGCGCCUUUGAGGUCGGCUUCACGACACCCUCGCCCGCCGUUGCUGCGACCAGGCCCAAGUUCAUCUGGCUCCUCGGCGCUGACGAAUUUGCUGAUGCCGACAUCCCCAAGGAUGCCUUUGUCGUUUACCAAGGUCACCACGGCGAUCGGGGCGCACAGAUUGCCGACAUCGUGCUACCCGGCGCCGCUUACACCGAGAAGGCGGGUACGUACGUCAACACUGAGGGCCGCGUGCAGCUGACGCGCGCCGCCACGUCCCUACCCGGCGCCGCCCGGACGGAUUGGAAGAUCGUCCGGGCCGUCAGCGAGUUCCUCGGAGCCCCGCUACCCUACGACGACGUCGCCAUGCUGCGGGAUAGGAUGGUUGAGAUCAGCCCGGCGCUCGCCGUCUACGACGUCGUGGAGCCCACGUCCGUGCAGCACCUCAGCAAGGUGCAGCUAGUAGACCAGAACAGGGGCUCCAAGGUGACAGGCCAACCGCUCAAGAAGGUCAUUCAGGAUUUCUACUUUACAGACGUCAUCUCAAGGAAUUCACCGACGAUGGCGCGGUGUUCGGCCGCCAAGGCUACGGGCAACCCCGACAACAACUUCAUGGCGUCGGGCAUGACCGAGGACAGGCCCAUGGGGCAGGUGGCGUACGGCUCAUGAGAGCGAGAGAGAGAGAGGGAGGGAGACGAAAUAUAAGGGAGACAGGACGUAGAGUCUCUCUACUGCACGUGAAAUACGUGCCUCCGGGAGUUGCACUGGAGCGAAAAUAGAUGUGGGAUGUGUAUUUAAAACAAGAGAGAGAAGGCCAGUCCAAAGCAUUCAUCUCCCUCCCGCCGCCGCCGCUUCCGCCGUCAUAUAAUCGAGAAAUCUACAAAAUACCCUUUUUUUCUACUUCUGCCACCCCGUUUCCCUGUGCCCUGUGUGCUCUGCGCUCUAGCAUACCCACUUCUCUCUCUUGCUCCUUUCCCAACAUGUACGUGUAGUACGCGUGCCUGUGCCAGCCAGCUACCUACCUACCUACCUACCUACCUACGCACCCACGUAGCAGCACCACAGAAGGCGACGGGCAGACGGACUAG
This is a messenger RNA of Durotheca rogersii, 2819 nucleotides long. RefSeq names its product NADH-ubiquinone oxidoreductase 78 kDa subunit mitochondrial precursor. Gene Ontology annotation, biological process: ATP synthesis coupled electron transport. The coding region runs from base 172 to 2400 and encodes 742 amino acids. The transcript has 6 exons. Lineage: Eukaryota; Fungi; Ascomycota; Sordariomycetes; Xylariales; Xylariaceae. Gene Ontology annotation, cellular component: membrane. Gene Ontology annotation, molecular function: iron-sulfur cluster binding; NADH dehydrogenase (ubiquinone) activity. The record is from RefSeq and is a predicted model, not a curated record.